Messenger RNA from Alligator sinensis (Chinese alligator), 2175 nucleotides. RefSeq names its product zinc finger protein 497-like. The transcript is spliced from 3 exons. The coding region runs from base 135 to 881 and encodes 248 amino acids. Gene Ontology annotation, molecular function: DNA-binding transcription factor activity, RNA polymerase II-specific; RNA polymerase II cis-regulatory region sequence-specific DNA binding. NCBI's taxonomy places the organism in Eukaryota, Metazoa, Chordata, Crocodylia, Alligatoridae. Gene Ontology annotation, biological process: regulation of transcription by RNA polymerase II. The record is from RefSeq and is a predicted model, not a curated record.
UGCAGCCCACGCCGCGGGAGGAGCCGGUUCUGCGCUGGGAGGUGCUGCGGGCCCCGCUGGCCCCGGCCCAGGCCGCGCCGGUCCUAGUGACCCCGCACCGGUUGGAGCUGGUGCCGGGGGAUGCGCUCCAGGUCAUGGUGCACACGGAGCAGCAGCAGGUGGCUGCGAUGGUGCCCCUGGGGGUAUCGCAAGGACCUCCAGACUCCUGCCUGGAGCAGCCCGUGCACGUGCCCCGCAGGCAGGCUGGAAGCCCAGCUCCACCUCACACCCCUGAAGAGGAGUCCCCGCCCCAGCAGGAGUCAGAUUCCUCGGACACGGACCGGACCUGGGACUCAUCAGCGGAUGAGAGCUCCCUGGGCCUGUGCCGCAGACGGGGCCCUUCCCCAGGAGCCGGUGCAGGGCCCCGGGAUGAAGCAGAGGAGCAGCCUCCUCAGGAAGGUCCUGCUGACCUGGAGCUGCCAAAACCAGGAGCCAGGGUCUCCCCGCGACCCGGGCAGCGCAAGAAGCAGGUGCAGGCGAGGCGCCCCACUGGGGAAAAGUGCCACGGCUGCCCAGAGUGCGGGAAGCGCUUCACCCGUGCCAACAACCUGGCUAUCCACCGCCGUCUGCACUCAGGUGAGCAGCUGCAUAAGUGUCCUGAGUGCGGGAAGACCUGUGUGACCCACUCGGACCUGGCCAAGCACUUGCGUGUGCACUCCCGGGAGCGGCCGCACAAGUGCCCUGAGUGCAGCAAGACCUUCAUCAAGCUGUCCCACCUGGCCCGGCACCGGCGCGGCCAUUCAGAGGCCUGGCUGUACUCCUGUGACGAGUGUGGUGACAGCUUUGUUUUCUACUCCAGCCUGGUCCGGCACCGCCACCUUCACGCACGCCAGCAGCCGUAGCUCUGCCUCUGGGUACUUGCCUAGGGCUGCCUGUGGCCCCAGCCCCUGCGCCUGGUGUGGGGUGCAGUUCAGCCUCCCAUUGUUAUUCCCAAGGCACUAAGGAUGCAUGGGGGCUUGACCCUGAGGUUGGAUGGGAGGCAGAGAGGGGCUGCCCCUGCAGCUGGGAUGCCAGCAGGAGUUAGCGGGGGGCCAGGCUCAGGGAAAGGGAAUGAGAAUCUGGCCUAGGAUCGUGGUGAGCACAAGAGGCCUCAAAUAGGUACAAAGGUGCCCCAGGGGAGACCUCCCUCCUCCCUCUUGGAUCAUUCCUGGAACCAGCACCCUCCAUCAAGCUUCCAGGCUGUCUGGUUCUCCCAGGUGGAUCAGGGUGCUCUCCCAGCCAGAGGCCUUCAUCGUCACAGCUGGGUCUGAUGAGCACCUGGCAACUCUUAUGCAUGUCAUCCCAGCUCCAUGCUCGUCACGGCAGAGGCUGACAAACUGUCCCUCUCCAGGCCCCGGGAUCCCAGUAAGUGAGGCUUCUGGAGUGCAGCAAUAAUGAUAGUGCUCGCUGAACCCUGCUUUUCCCACCUUUUAUAACUUAUCCUCCUCAGUAGGCUGUUUGCAACCCGCUGCCAUGUUCCCAGUCCAAUUUGGCAGGUUUUCCUGUUUCAGCCUCUCCUCGUACUUCUGCCCCAUCACUUGCCUUCACAGCUUGUCUCAGAACUGCCUGUGGUGUUCCCAGGGCAAGUGUCUGCUGCUUCUCCAGAGCUGUGCAGUGGGAAAAGCCCAGGGGCCAGAGCCUCUUGCCAGGCCUCAGUGGCACUGGCACCUCCAACCUCUUCUCUUUCAGUGGGAACACCAGGAUCCCAACACUUGGAGCUUUCCUGGCCAGGGAAUAGAAGCUGGUCAUGCUCUGGGAUGUAGCUCAUAAACAUGGACAGUCAGGACCCUGCACUGAGGGUUUUUGUGGGGUCUCUGAGCUAGGAGUCCCUCUGCUAGGUUAGAGUUGGGGAGAGACCCCUUGGCAGGUCCUGCCUUUCUCAUCAAAGAUGCCCGGUGUGCGAGCCAUUUGCAUAGAGAUUGUGCCCAUUGGAAUUUCCUGCAAAGGGUCCCAAAGCCACGUGGCUCUGGGUUUCUCCCCGAGUAAUUACUCCAAGAGGUCGGGCGCAUCAGGUUUUCUUUCAUCCUGUCACUGUUGUAUCAGCUCAUCCCUUGGGUCCUUGUACUGCAGGAAGGGCCAAGACUCACCUUCCCUGAACACGGCAGAAGCUCCAAAGUCAGGAAACUUUCCCUAUAUUACAGUUUUUCUUAAAGAAAA